Molecule: messenger RNA, 3208 nt
Organism: Sinocyclocheilus rhinocerous
Lineage: Eukaryota; Metazoa; Chordata; Actinopteri; Cypriniformes; Cyprinidae
Gene: itgb1a
Product: integrin, beta 1a
Exons: 16
Coding region: 209-2533 (774 amino acids)
Biological process (GO): cell adhesion mediated by integrin; cell migration; cell-matrix adhesion
Cellular component (GO): cell surface; synapse; focal adhesion
Molecular function (GO): laminin binding; fibronectin binding; collagen binding involved in cell-matrix adhesion
Source: RefSeq, a predicted model, not a curated record
AACACGUCUGCGAUAAACGCUGCCAGCGGAAUACUCCUCUUCCCCGCGGAGACACGCAGAAUGGACUGUUUGCUGUGAUUUGUUUUUGACUGAAGGAUUUAAGAGAGGCUCUUUUAGGGUUAUAGAGAAACAGAAGGAUACACGUUGACAAAAGACCCCUAUGAGGCUUCGAACGUGAAGAGAGAAAACUAGUAAUAAAAGCCAUAAGAUGGACCUGAAGCUACUUUUCAUGUCAACAUUAUUCGGGAUCAUUUGUUGCAGCAGCGCACAGCAAGAGGGCAACGAGUGCAUCAAAGCCAACGCUUUAUCCUGUGGCCAGUGCAUACAAGUGGGGGCUAAAUGUGGAUGGUGCACUGAUACAGAGUUUCUGAAGCAGGGCGAGCCGACGUCAGCGCGCUGUGAUGAGCUGGAGUCGCUCAAGAAGAGAGGCUGCGACAAGAUCGAGAACCCUCACGGGAGCCAAAGGAUCCUCAAGAACAAAGCAGUGACCAACCGCAAGAAAGGAGCAGAGAAACUCCGACCCGAGGACAUUACACAGAUCCAGCCUCAGAAACUCAGCCUCAACCUCAGAUCCGGGGAACCUCAGAAUAUCAAACUGAGGUUCAAGAGGGCAGAGGACUAUCCCAUAGACCUGUACUACCUGAUGGACCUUUCCUACUCCAUGAAGGAUGACUUGGAGAAUGUCAAGAACCUAGGGACAAGUCUGAUGAAGGAAAUGUCCAAGAUCACCUCAGAUUUCAGAAUAGGUUUCGGCUCUUUUGUGGAGAAGACGGUGAUGCCGUAUAUCAGCACGACUCCAGCCAAGCUCCUGAACCCCUGCACAGGGGACCAAAACUGCACCAGCCCCUUCAGCUACAAGAACGUGCUGAAACUCACCAGCAACGGGCAGCAGUUCAACAGUCUGGUGGGACAACAGCAGAUAUCUGGCAACCUGGACUCACCUGAGGGGGGGUUUGAUGCCAUCAUGCAAGUGGCAGUCUGUGGAUUUGCCGGCGAUGGCAAACUAGGUGGAAUCGUGCUUCCCAAUGAUGGGAAAUGCCACUUAGAAAACAACAUGUACACCAUGAGCCAUUAUUACGAUUACCCGUCCAUCGCCCACCUGGUUCAGAAACUGAGUGAAAACAACAUCCAGACCAUCUUUGCAGUUACAGAGGAGUUUCAGCCUGUUUACAAAGAACUUAAAAACCUGAUCCCAAAGUCUGCAGUCGGGACGCUUUCAGCAAACUCCAGCAAUGUUAUCAAUCUUAUUGUUGAUGCCUACAACUCUCUUUCUUCAGAGGUGAUCCUUGAGAACAGCAAGCUUCCUGAAGGAGUGACCAUCACCUAUCAGUCGCGCUGUAAGAACGGAGUGGUGAAUGAGGGAGAGAACGGAAGAAAGUGCUCUAACAUCUCCAUCGGAGACGAGGUAUCAUUCAACAUUAAUAUCACGGCUCAAGGCUGCCCCAAACAAGGCAAACCUGAAAGCAUUAAGAUCAAGCCCCUGGGCUUCACUGAGGAGGUGGAGAUCUUGCUCAACUUCAUCUGCGAGUGUGAAUGUCACAAGCACGGCAUCAAGAACAGUGACAUGUGUCAUAACGGCAACGGCACGUUUGAGUGUGGAGCCUGCAGGUGCAAUAAGGGACGUGUGGGCAGGCAGUGUGAAUGUCGAAAAGACGAGGUGUCCACCGAAGACCUGGACAAGAACUGCCGCAAGGACAACGGCACGGACAUCUGCAGCAAUAACGGCGAGUGCGUGUGUGGCACCUGCGAGUGCAAGAAGAGGGACAAUCCUGAAGAGCGCUACAGCGGCAAAUUCUGCGAGUGUGACAACUUCAACUGCGACCGCUCCAAUAAUAAACUCUGCGGAGGACACGGCCGCUGUGAGUGCAGGGUGUGUAUCUGUGAUGCUAACUACACGGGAAGUGCGUGCGACUGCUCUCUCGACACCUCCACCUGCUUAGCCUCCAACAAGCAGAUCUGUAACGGCAGAGGGAACUGUGAGUGUGGGACCUGCAGGUGCACCGACCCCAAGUUCCAGGGGCCCACCUGUGAGAUCUGCCCCACCUGCCCCGGAGUCUGUACUGAGCACAAGGAGUGUGUGCAGUGCCGGGCGUUUGGCACAGGAGAGAAGAAAGACACGUGUGAGAGAGACUGUAGCUACUUUAACCUCAUCAAGGUGAAGGACAGAGAUAAACUCCCUCAGCCGGUGCAGGCCUUCCCCCUCAUGCACUGCAAGGAGAGAGACGCCAACGACUGCUGGUUCUACUACACCUACGCCGUCAACAACACGGAGAAGGAGGUGCAUGUGGUGGAUGCUUUAGAGUGUCCGGCGGGUCCUGACAUCAUUCCCAUCGUAGCGGGCGUGGUCACAGGCAUCGUUCUGAUUGGUCUAGCUCUGCUACUGAUCUGGAAGCUGCUCAUGAUCAUUCACGACCGCCGCGAGUUCGCCAAGUUUGAGAAGGAGAAGAUGAACGCCAAGUGGGACACGGGAGAGAACCCCAUCUACAAGAGUGCCGUCACAACUGUGAUCAACCCCAAAUAUGAAGGCAAAUAAUGGACGUGGGUAUUACACGUGAAUGUUUGGGAAGGGAUAGGUUUGCAGAUAUCCUCAGUUUUCCUUUAAAUUGUUUAUUUUCUCAUUGUAUGUCAUUCUUUUAGAACAGUAUUGCAGGUCUGUAGCAGUAUUUUAUGACAGACUGGCUGCUUCUCAUCCCUUGCAAACGUGUACAGUUUGUAUAGUCUUUUUAUUUACAUCAGUUGUUCUUCUUUUAAACCCUGUGUACAUUCACACAUUCUCUCUUUUCAAACAGAACAGACAUUUGUGCCUUUGCAUCAAGUGUUUCACUUUAAGAUACGGUGCAAAGGGAUCCUUGAAUCCCACCCAAAAAUUGCAAAAACUCAUCAAAUGUCAUUUAAAAUCAUUAUAUGAAUUUUUGUUUAUAUUCUAUCAUGUUCUUUCUGCAUUCAGACUUCUUCGUCAGUCAUAUGUUGGCAUAAGAAAUUAUCUGACCAGUGUAUAUGCAAUUUUUUUUUUUUGCGCUAAUGUAAGUUUGGUUUGAUAUGCUAAUAAUCUAUGCAUAUUUGUUUACUGUUGGACGCAUCCAAAAACCUCUUCUUUAGCGUUUGCAACUUAUUUCUCACUUAUUGUUGCUCUUAGAAAACCAUUAUGGCACGUGUCUUGUGUUCAGCUGAAAAUAUCUGUGUAUUUUAUAUGUUAUGAAGGAUUAUU